This is a messenger RNA of Melitaea cinxia (Glanville fritillary), 1454 nucleotides long. RefSeq names its product tropomyosin-2 (gene Tm1). Lineage: Eukaryota; Metazoa; Arthropoda; Insecta; Lepidoptera; Nymphalidae. The transcript has 10 exons. Gene Ontology annotation, biological process: actin filament organization; muscle contraction. The coding region runs from base 137 to 1306 and encodes 389 amino acids. The record is from RefSeq and is a predicted model, not a curated record. Gene Ontology annotation, molecular function: actin filament binding. Gene Ontology annotation, cellular component: actin filament.
AGCGGGGUGCGCUCAUCUCCUUACGCGGCGGUAAGGCGACACCGAGGGAUCCGCGGCGUCUCGCGCCAGUCGCACCACAGCACGCGUCGACUCGACAUAUUUUCAUCAAGGGGAGUAGAAACAAAAAACCGCCACCAUGGACGCGAUCAAAAAGAAAAUGCAGGCGAUGAGGCUGGAGAAGGACAACGCGCUUGACCGCGCCGCCAUGUGCGAGCAGCAGGCCAAGGACGCUAACCUUCGCGCUGAGAAGGCAGAAGAAGAGGCCAGACAGCUCCAGAAGAAGAUUCAGACCAUUGAAAACGACCUCGACCAAACACAGGAAGCUCUCAUGCAAGUCAAUGCCAAGCUCGAGGAGAAGGAGAAGGCACUACAGAACGCCGAAUCCGAAGUUGCUGCGCUCAACCGUCGCAUCCAAUUGCUCGAAGAGGACUUGGAGAGGUCUGAGGAGCGUCUCGCGACCGCGACCGCUAAGCUCGCGGAGGCCAGCCAGGCUGCCGAUGAGUCGGAACGCGCCCGCAAGGUCCUGGAGAACAGGUCGUUGGCUGAUGAGGAGCGUAUGGAUGCCCUGGAGAAUCAGUUGAAGGAGGCCAGGUUCCUGGCUGAAGAAGCCGACAAGAAAUACGAUGAGGUGGCUCGUAAGCUGGCCAUGGUUGAGGCUGACUUGGAACGUGCAGAGGAACGUGCCGAGGCCGGUGAAUCCAAAAUCGUCGAGCUUGAAGAAGAGCUCCGCGUUGUCGGCAACAACCUGAAAUCCCUGGAAGUCUCCGAGGAAAAGGCCAACCAACGUGAGGAGGAGUACAAAAAUCAGAUCAAAACCCUCACCACCCGUCUAAAGGAGGCUGAAGCUCGUGCUGAAUUUGCCGAGCGCUCUGUCCAGAAACUCCAGAAGGAGGUCGACAGGCUUGAAGAUGACCUGAUCAACGCGAAGGAGCAGUUCAACGACAUCGGGGACGACAUCGAUGACACUGUCGUGGAACUGAUCCCCGGUGUCGACAUGACGGAGAAGCAGAUAGAGGCGGCGAGGAGGGCUCUGGAGAAGAAGAAGAACGCACCCCAGCCACCCCCUAAGGAACCCACUCCGCCCCCACCACCCAAGGAGCCCACUCCGCCCCCACCACCCCCACCAAAAGAGCCUACACCUCCACCCGCGCCGGCUGAACCUGCCCCGGAACCCGCCCCAGCCGAACCCGCCCCAGCUGAACCCGCCCCAGCUGAACCCGCCCCGGCUGAAUCGGCCCCUGCCGAAUCCGCUCCGGCUGAACAACCCCCAGCCGAACCCGCCCCCGAAGCCGCUCCGGCUGAAUAAUACGUCAAAAUCUCCCAUUUCUAUCUAACAGUGAUAUACGCUUUGACACAAAAAAGGGAACCCGUCUAAAUUAAAUACCGAUCUAAAUAAAUGAUGUAUAGGCUAAAUAUAAACAUGUAAAUAAAUCUUUACAACUUAGCUGGUGGAA